AUGGGUAGUUGUAUGGAAUUUCUACGAUUACAUUUAUUUUCUUUAUCUGCAGAAACCAAUAGGAGAAAACCACCGACUGUUCCAAAGACUCAACAUGAUAUUCAAAAACCAUCUGCCGGGGGGCCAGAAUUCAGACAUGCUACUAAAAUCAAAGAAGAUACUAAAUCUAAUCCUUCUCCAGGUCCAAAUAAAAAGAAACCACCACCACCCAUUAAAGUUAAGCCUAAGAAGGUUUCAUCAAGGAAAGAAAAAACUGACCGGGAACAAGAUUCCGAUGAUGAGGAUGCGGGUGAUUAUGAAGAGAUGAGUGUGUUAACACCACCCCCCGUUACCAAACCCUUUUCCAGAAUCCAACCUAUCGCUAGAAAGCAGCCACCGAUUCCUCUAUCUUCGUUACCAGUUUUAGAAGACGAUUCCGAAGAUGAUGAGCCAGAGAGUGCUUAUGAAGAGAUUCCAGAUAUCCUGGAAGUCGAAGACUCUGGUGCCCAAAAAUAUUCCAAGAAAACUGGACUAGACUUUUCAAAGUUUCCAAAGACCUUUAGAGUUGGCUUGAAAAAGGUCCAUAAUGAGUUGAAGAAAUUGAAGCGCUCACAUUCCGUUGAAGUAAAAAGUCCCCCUUCUUCUCAAGACCUCAAUGUUCCACCCAGCAUUGACGAUCUCAGCCUGAGGGAUAGUGAUGACAGUGAUGAAGAGGAAUCACUUGCGUACGACUACCCAGACCUGACAAAGCUUGCGUCCAUGCCACGUCCUCCUCCUGUGAGCGAUACACCUCGUUAUCAGGCGUCACUAAGAGUAACAAAACCAGUUGGCAAAAUACAACCAAUAUCUCGCGAGGAGAAUCCAACGAAGAAAUUCAGUGACAUGACAACCGAGGAAGUCGUAAGCUUGUUUAAAAUGACCAAGUUACCAUCGUUGGCCACUAUGUGUGAAAAAGAAGGUUUGGAUGGAAGCUUCUUCAGUUCUCUCAGUGAGACAGAGUUGAAAAAUGCGUUCAAACUUAGUGAUUUGCAAUUUAUCAAAGUGAAUAAAAUCAUAAAUGAAGGAUGGCGCCCUCACGUAAACUAAUAAUAAUCUUAGAAUUGAA
Messenger RNA from Saccostrea echinata, 1084 nucleotides. RefSeq names its product nucleolin-like. Lineage: Eukaryota; Metazoa; Mollusca; Bivalvia; Ostreida; Ostreidae. Bases 1 to 1065 code for a protein of 354 amino acids. The record is from RefSeq and is a predicted model, not a curated record. The transcript has 7 exons.